AUGCUCUGUCGAAACGCCCUCCGCAGAGCUGUACCGCGCUCACAACCAACCUCACAUCUACGACGAAUCAAACAAAUGGCUGCUCACAUUUCCAACGGCAAUAGCGCAUUGUCGCCUGCGUCUGGGUAUGAAGGCGCAACACUCGAGGACCUCCCCAAGUCAUGGCACUUCACCGAAUCCCUUCCUGCCGACUCCAUGUUCCCGACACCCGCCGACUCUCAUAAGACUCCUCGAGAUCAGAUAGGUCCCCGACAAGUGCGCAAUGCCGCAUUUACCUGGGUGCGCCCUGAAGAACAGAAAGAUCCGGAGCUUCUGGCUGUCAGUCCAGCCGCUCUGCGCGACCUGGGAAUCAAGUCUGGAGAAGAAACGACAGAAAACUUCAAACAAAUGGUAGCGGGCAACAAGUUGUAUGGUUGGGAUGAAGAAAAGCUCGAGGGUGGCUAUCCCUGGGCGCAGUGUUACGGAGGAUUCCAAUUCGGACAAUGGGCUGGUCAGCUUGGUGAUGGCAGAGCUAUCUCCCUCUUCGAGUCAACCAAUCCUGCCUCGGGCGAACGGCAUGAGCUUCAACUCAAGGGUGCCGGUCUGACACCUUACUCGCGAUUUGCCGAUGGAAAGGCUGUUCUGCGUUCUAGUAUCCGAGAGUUUGUUGUUUCAGAGGCACUCAACGCUCUUAACAUCCCCACCACCAGAGCUCUGUCGCUCACGCUGCUGCCAGAUUCCAAGGUUCGUCGAGAGCGGAUUGAACCAGGUGCCAUCGUUUUACGGUUUGCGCAGUCCUGGAUACGCCUCGGCAACUUUGACAUUCUGCGUGCUAGAGGAGAUCGUAAAUUGAUUAGACAGCUUGCCACCUACAUUGCAGAGGACGUCUUUGGCGGUUGGGAAAAAUUGCCUGGUCAGCUGGAAGAUCCAGACAAACCUGUUGAUUCUCCAGCACCCAACCGUGGGGUAGCUGCCGACACCAUUGAGGGCGCAGAUGGUUCUGAGGAGAACCGAUUUACCAGAUUCUACCGCGAGGUCGUGCGUCGCAAUGCCAAAGUGGUAGCUCACUGGCAGGCUUACGGAUUCAUGAAUGGUGUCCUGAACACAGACAACACCUCCAUUUAUGGACUGUCGAUAGACUUUGGUCCAUUUGCUUUUAUGGAUAAUUUUGACCCUGCGUACACACCGAACCACGACGAUUAUGCGCUCCGUUAUAGUUAUAGAAACCAGCCUACUAUUAUCUGGUGGAACCUUGUUCGCUUUGGCGAGGCCAUCGGCGAGCUCAUGGGAGCGGGGGCAGAUGUUGACCAUGAAAGCUUUGUCACAGAAGGCGUCAAGAAAGAGCAAGAAGAAGAGAUUGUGGCACGAGCUGAAAAGCUCAUCACACAAGCUGGAGAAGAGUAUAAAGCCGUGUUCCUUGCAGAGUACAAGCGACUUAUGACCACCCGCCUAGGUCUCAAAACGCAAAAGGACAAAGAUUUCGAGGUGCUUUUUAGCGAAGCUCUCGACACCAUGGAAGCUUUGGAGCUUGACUUCCAUCACUUCUUCCGUCGUCUCAGCAAUGUCAAGCUGCAGGAUUUAGCCACUGAAGAAGCCCGCAAGGAGACGGCGUCAGUUUUCUUCCACAAAGAAGGUCCUCCCACCAUCACAACUGAAGAAGAUGCUCGAGCACGCCUUGCCAUCUGGUUGGAGAGCUGGCGGGAGCGCAUCAUUGAGGAUUGGAAGGACGAGGGAGACAACGUAUCAGACGCAAAGGACCUUGAGAGAAUCGACGCGAUGAAGAGGGUGAACCCCAACUUCGUGCCUCGCGGUUGGAUUCUUGACGAACUCAUCCAGCGCGUAGAAAAAGACGGCGAACGAGACGUGUUGAACCGUGUCAUGCAAAUGGCCCUCAACCCGUUCGAAGAUCGCUGGGACGGCGAAACUUUCGACGGAAAGACGUACACCGGCAACAAAGAUGAGGAACUGCGAUGGACGGAUGAUCCCCCUCAAUCCGAGCGAGCUAUGCAGUGCAGCUGCAGCUCAUAA
Fusarium graminearum PH-1 is the source of this 2007-nucleotide messenger RNA. RefSeq lists its product as uncharacterized. Bases 1 to 2007 code for a protein of 668 amino acids. The transcript has 2 exons. NCBI's taxonomy places the organism in Eukaryota, Fungi, Ascomycota, Sordariomycetes, Hypocreales, Nectriaceae. The record is from RefSeq and is a predicted model, not a curated record.